AAAAGUUUACAGGGUGUAACGUUAAGAAAUGAGCCAGAGACAAUUCUCACGUUUGAAGGAAGAGCAAGAGAAAGCAAUACAAGAAACAAACAUCAAAUUAGAAAAAUGGGAGCAGUUCAAGUCAGAUUAUGUUGCUUUAAAAAGUAGACUUAAAACCCUUCCUGACAAGGUCUCUCAUGAUGUAAUGGUUCCAUUUGGUUCGUUGGCGUUCAUGCCAGGAAAAUUGGUACACACAAAUGAAGUUUUGGUAUUGCUGGGAGAUAAUUGGUUUGUGGAGCGUUCUGCUAAGCAGGCAGCUGCCAUUGUAGACCGUCGUUUGAAAGAUGUUGAGUCUCAGUUAGAUGGAUUGAAGCAACAGAGAAAGAUUUUGUCACCAAGACUGGAAUUUACUACAGAUCUUACAAAGUCUGUCGAGGAACAAGGCGUUGUAGAUAUUACAGAGGAGUAUGACGAGGAGAAGGAGAGUCUCUGGAGAGAACAACAUAGGAAAAGGGUUCAGGACCUGAAGAAAAAGAAACAAGGACCCAGAAAGAGCAGUGGAUUCCAAGACAGGUCAGAAGGUCAGGAAAAGCCAAUGACUGAUGAGCAGCUCUGGGAGAGGCUGGACGAACUUGAGCGGAUAGAAGCAGAAGGAAAUGAGUUACAAAUGCUGGACAUGGAGGAUGAGAUCAAACUCUCUCUACCCCCACAAAGUGAUGAUGAUGAGGAGGAGGAGGAUGAAGAAGAGGAUGAGAGUUCCUUAUCCACCUCAGAUGACAGUGAACAUGAGGGAUCCUCACGGAUAACUUUCACACACACCAAGGUGGAUGAAUCAGAAGAAAAGGAAAACUCUGAUAAAAUUGAAAGUCCAAGAGACAUUUACAGACAGUUCUGUGAAACAAAACCAAAAUCUAUAAUGAAACCCAAUACAAAAGAUGAGCAACAGAAAGUACGAUUGAAGAAAAAGGUAAAAAUGAAGGAAGAUGUCACUCCAGAGGAGAGCAGACAAAAGCGAGGAAUAGCUCAAGGUCCAGUGGCAUUUUCUGGUACUGUAAUAGAAAAGAAACAAGAUCCAUUGGUGAAAACAUUUAAUGCCAGGACAUCAGAUAAAACUGUUGAUCACAUUAACAAGAUGAGAGAUGAAACUAGACAGGAAAGUGUAAAUGUGAAGGACACUACACAGCCUAGACGUGUGUCAAAGUUCAAGGCAGGUAGACAACGAAACACAGAGCCUUCUUAACUCUCACAGCAAGGCUCAUCUCUAUGCUAAAGCCAAUCUAGUUACUGACGUGAUUGUAAAAGAAUAAACAUGUUCUGUUUGUAAUAAAUACAUUGUAUUGAC
Messenger RNA from Ylistrum balloti, 1321 nucleotides. Its product is annotated as unconventional prefoldin RPB5 interactor-like. Bases 29 to 1219 code for a protein of 396 amino acids. Lineage: Eukaryota; Metazoa; Mollusca; Bivalvia; Pectinida; Pectinidae. Gene Ontology annotation, molecular function: phosphatase inhibitor activity; transcription corepressor activity; chromatin binding. The record is from RefSeq and is a predicted model, not a curated record. Gene Ontology annotation, biological process: negative regulation of transcription by RNA polymerase II; negative regulation of phosphatase activity. The transcript has 9 exons.